AUGCAGAACCCGGAAUUGUCAAUACUAAAUGCCGAGUCCUUCGACGAUGGCGUGCCAGGGUUCCACGCACCGCGGAGUUUGCCCCCGGCUGGGAGGUCUCGGGUAGCCGGAGAGGACUCCGGCAAGUCAAGGAAGCGGACCAAGACGCAGGCUGUCGACACCUGCGAGCAGGAGGAGGAGGAGAAGAAGCGGUCGCGAGGCAGACCAAGACUUGAUACCAAUGACGAAACAGCAAAGGAUCGCCGUCGCACCCAGAUCCGCCUGGCCCAAAGGGCUUAUCGGAAUCGCAAGGAGACGGCAAUCCAGACUCUGGAAAAGAAGGUAGACCAGCUCAGGAGCAACAACGAGGAGAUGAGCAAGGCCUUCAUGAAGCUGUACGACUUCGCUGUCGGCAAGGGCAUGCUGGACACCGCACCCGAGUUCGGCAAGCAACUCCAGGCGACGACUGAAAAGUUCUACUCGUUGGCACGGAGAACCAGCGAAGACGGCGGAAAAGACGUCGACAUGGCUACCGCUCCAGACCAUGAGUCCGAAGGACAAAGGUCAAGCCCGAACAGCAACCCCGACAAGCCCAGCGAAAAGUCGCCUUCGCCAGACAGGGCCCGGCCAGAGACCCAGCCCGACCAAGUCCUUUACGGGGGAUACAUGGUUGACCACACCUCUGUGGCCCAUCAUCCUCAUCAUCAUUCUCACGCUCUAACCGCCGUCCACACAACCUCCUGGGCGCACAACAGCCAAGCCCUCGAAGCCCGCACCAUCGCCUCCCAGGCACCGCUGGGCUACGAGAUCGUGACGGAGCCGACGCCGGACAAUGCAAGCUUCCCAUUCGGUAUGUCCCUCGAGGGUAGCGGCCUCGACACGGCGGGCCUCCUAGACUCGUCGGGCCAACCCCUCUCCUUCUCCGAGUCUCCUUACUCUCUCCUCUCGGCGCCGAGCUCGUACGCAUACCAGGAGCGGACGUUCGGGCGGCGGCUGCAGCGGUCGACGCUGGAGCGCGCGUACGUCCUGAUGCGCAUGCCCAACCCGCCGCCGAACCGCAUCGCCUCCGUCUUCGGCUUCUGCAUGCUGUUCGAGCCCCGCGAGAAGAUCGUCGAGAGGCUGGCUAACCGGCUCAGUGUGAACCAGCGCGAGACGCUCUUCAACUGGAGGUUCCCGUUCCUGCACCUCGGCGGCGGCGGGACCUUCUUUGACGAGAUGCGCAAUGAGAUGGACGCGAGCGACUUGCCGAGGCACGACAAGUCGUUGCGCACGACGCAGACGCAGGUCGGGAACCAGGGGUCGCUGGAGCCCGAGAGGCAGAAGAUUGACUCAAUGUACGGCAUCGGUCCGUGGAACGCGCAGACGGAGGAGAUCCGCGACGCGAGGGUCGACCACAAGCUGCGCAUGUCUGUGCCGGGGUUCGACGGCGACUUUUACGACGCGGACGAGGUCGAGUGGUCGCUGCGGCAGAGGGGCGUCGUCAUUCCGCCGGCAGCUGAUUUCGUCACGGCUGAGAUCAACCCUGCCGACUUUACGGAUGAGGCCAUCGCAGAGAGGAAUUUCAACCCGCUUGUUGACAACUACAUUGCAACGACGAUGGCUGAGAGUAACUUCAACAUGGCGGCCCCCUUUGGCGAUAAUUCGCAGUCGCAAUCGACGGGCCAGCCCGUGAAUCUCGAGGCAACCGGCACGCCAACGCUGGAUUUCAUGGGCACAACCGCCCAGGGGGCCCCGUCGACAAUGUCGAUGGAAAACCCGAUGAGUCUGGACCCGACUCUCGGUGGGGAUCUAUUUGGUCUAGGUGCUUCUACACCCAGCCAGGUGCCGACGCCGGCGUCAGCCAGGCGGACGGUCACCAUCAACAACUUGGCUCUCGAUCUGUCUGCUUGGGCAGGUCACCCGGGAUCCGGCCGAAGGACGUAA
Molecule: messenger RNA, 1902 nt
Organism: Colletotrichum chrysophilum
Lineage: Eukaryota; Fungi; Ascomycota; Sordariomycetes; Glomerellales; Glomerellaceae
Exons: 3
Coding region: 1-1902 (633 amino acids)
Biological process (GO): regulation of DNA-templated transcription
Molecular function (GO): DNA-binding transcription factor activity
Source: RefSeq, a predicted model, not a curated record